Messenger RNA from Coffea arabica (coffee), 1779 nucleotides. RefSeq names its product guanosine nucleotide diphosphate dissociation inhibitor At5g09550. The record is from RefSeq and is a predicted model, not a curated record. Gene Ontology annotation, cellular component: cytoplasm. Gene Ontology annotation, biological process: vesicle-mediated transport; protein transport; small GTPase-mediated signal transduction. Gene Ontology annotation, molecular function: Rab GDP-dissociation inhibitor activity. Lineage: Eukaryota; Viridiplantae; Streptophyta; Magnoliopsida; Gentianales; Rubiaceae.
CUCUAUGACAUUCCACCCCAUCUUUUCAGCUUUCUCACACUAACAAUCCCAUCAUUCCUGUCUCUCUUGAUCCAUCUCCCUCCUGCAUUAAUCUUUUAAUCUUGCCAUUAUUAAUUGAUCCGAAAUCAACUUUCCUCUGAUCAAUCAAGAUGGACGAGGAGUAUGAUGUGAUUGUUCUGGGCACCGGCCUCAAAGAAUGCAUUCUUAGUGGACUUCUCUCUGUUGAUGGGCUCAAAGUGUUACACAUGGACAAAAAUGACUAUUAUGGAGGAGAGUCCAGCUCCCUUAAUUUGAAUCAGCUUUGGAAGCGUUUUAGGGGUGAUGAACAGCCUCCAGAAAAAUUAGGCACAAGCAAGGAGUACAAUGUUGAUAUGAUUCCUAAGUUCAUGAUGGCUAAUGGAGCUCUUGUUCGCGUACUCAUCCAUACUAAUGUUACCAAAUAUCUAAACUUUAAAGCUGUAGAUGGUAGCUUUGUGUACAACAAGGGGAAGAUUUAUAAAGUGCCAGCAACUGAUGUGGAAGCAUUGAAGUCUUCGCUGAUGGGACUCUUUGAGAAACGUAGACUUCGGAAGUUCUUUAUUUUUGUCCAAGACUUUGAGGAGAGUAAUCCAAAAACUCAUGAAGGGAUGGAUUUGAACAAAAUCACAGCAAGGGAACUUAUCUCGAAAUAUGAACUUGAAGAUGAUACAAUUGAUUUUAUUGGUCAUGCCUUGGCACUUCAAAUUGAUGAUGCUUAUUUGGACCAGCCAGCCAUGGCUUUUGUCAAGAGAGUGAAGCUAUAUGCAGAGUCUUUGGCCCGUUUUCAAGCAGGAUCUCCUUACAUCUAUCCUAUGUAUGGACUGGGAGAGUUGCCUCAGGCAUUUGCACGUCUGAGUGCAGUUUAUGGUGGGACGUACAUGCUUAACAAGCCACAGUGUAAGGUAGAGUUUGAUGCAAAUGGAAAAGCUUAUGGUGUGACCUCAGAAGGAGAAACUGCUAAGUGCAAGAAAGUUGUUUGUGAUCCAUCUUAUCUAAGUGAAAAGGUAAAGAAGGUUGGAAAAGUUGCGCGUGCUGUAUGCAUAAUGAGCCACCCCAUUCCGGACACAAAUGAUUCUCACUCAUGUCAGGUCAUUCUGCCACAGAAGCAACUUGGUCGUAAAUCAGAUAUGUAUCUGUUUUGUUGCUCAUAUGCUCACAAUGUUGCUCCAAAUGGGAAAUACAUUGCAUUUGUUGCAACUGAAGCUGAGACAGAUGAUGCACAAGCUGAAUUGAAGCCUGGCGUUGACCUACUUGGACCUGUAGACGAGAUAUUUUAUGAAACUUAUGAUAGAUUUGAACCUACAAACUGCCCUGAUGCUGAUGGUUGUUUCAUAUCCAGCAGCUACGACGGAACAACGCAUUUUGAAUCUACGGUUGUGGAUGUAAUAUCCAUGUACAGCAAAAUAACUGGAAAGGCUCUCGAUCUGUCUGUGGACCUCAGUGCUGCAAGUGCUGCUGCUGCUGAAGAAUGAGCAGUUAUUGUCCAAAUCAGCAGAGAACUGCAAGUGCUGCUUGCUAGCUAGCUGGAAAUUUUGCUUAUCUAUCAUUAUUAACUCUUAUCCCUCAUUUAAGCAAUACCUUGGAAAUUGGGAUUUGUAGUUUUGAAUUUCAUUUGGCUCCUGCCCUUCAUUAACGUCAUCAUGGUUUCUGCCACCAUAGAAAUACCGCUUAAUUAGGCUCCCGCGUGAAGGAUUUUGCUAAGACGAGUAACAGCCUUUUUGGUGCAUUUUUUUUUUUUUUUGUUUGAGAGUUUCAACUUUU